Eublepharis macularius is the source of this 4816-nucleotide messenger RNA. RefSeq names its product SH3 domain binding protein 2 (gene SH3BP2). Gene Ontology annotation, molecular function: SH3 domain binding. Gene Ontology annotation, biological process: signal transduction. NCBI's taxonomy places the organism in Eukaryota, Metazoa, Chordata, Lepidosauria, Squamata, Eublepharidae. The record is from RefSeq and is a predicted model, not a curated record. The coding region runs from base 260 to 1903 and encodes 547 amino acids. The transcript has 15 exons.
GCCGGCCGGAGGGGAACGCGCGGCAGCGGCCGCCCGAAGGGACCGGCCAGGGAGGCGCCUCCGGCCGGGGCUGCGCGUCCAGGUAUGGUGUCAUAUACGUUGGAGGAAAAGCUAACCAGUAUGUCCUCUUUCUGUGUGGACUGCCCUGAUGGUCUGUCAAGACACUUGUUUUGCCUUCCUGGCCUACUGUAGGCCCCUGAGGGCCUGACUUCUGGCUUUUUCACUCUCAUCUGUUGCCGUUGAUGAUCUGUAGAGAGCCAUGACUUCGGAGGAGACGUCUUGGCCUGUCCCAAUGAAGGCGAUUGGAGCGCAGAAUCUGAUGACGAUGCCUGGAGGUGUCAUCAAAUCUGGAUACCUGCACAAAAAAGGAGGCACUCAGUUCCAGCUCUUAAAGUGGCCACUGAGGUUUGUGAUUAUCCACGAGGGCUGUAUUUACUACUUUAAGAGUAGUACAUCUGCAUCUCCCCAAGGUGCCUUCUCACUGAAGGGCUAUAAUCGGGUUAUGAGGGCAGCAGAGGAAACAACGUCGAGCAAUGUAUUUCCUUUCAAGUUGGUUCACAUUAGCAAGAAGCACAGGACCUGGUUUUUUUCUGCUGCCUCCGAAGACGAAAGGAAGGAUUGGAUGGCCUCACUUAGGAAAGAAAUAGACCGCUACCAUGAGAAGAAGGAAAUAAUCACUGACUUAAGUGACUCUGGUUCGGAUGUUGACAGUUUCUAUGGUUCUAUAGAACGCCCAAUUAAUAUCAACUAUUCUCAGCAUUCAACAGAAAAUUCAGAUUAUGACCAGGAUGAAGAAGAAGAUUACUUGCAGCCAGAUAAUGCAGACGGUGUAAAAUGUGAAGAUCACACAGUCCUGCCACCAGCAUACCCACCUCCUCCAGUCCCACAGAUGGGAAAGUCUUCCUAUUCAGAGGCCCGGGCACGUUUGCUGACUGGCAAGUGCAGUGUGCCUGUGCUUCCCCUGCCACCUCCCAAGAAAAGCUUACCCGAUCUUAAGCCUGAAGCUCUCUUGUGUAUGAGAGGGGACCUUCCUUUACAGUACCGAGCUGAAUGUAAUGUGAGACCUCACCUAACACAUCAGCAAGCCAGUGGCCCAGGAUCACCAGUGCCUCCAGUUCCUCUAGCCAGAAAGCCCACUGGUAUCGUAGAAACUGCCUCUCAACCAACUGUACGUCUGUCCCUCGCCCACGUUUUGCCUACUUCUGAAGAGAGUGAGAAACUAAGAGAGUUAAAGCUUUCUGUGAAGGUCCCGCCUCCACUGCCAAGCAACAAGCCCAGAUUGACACACUGUCCUGUGACGCCUGCAAAUAUCAGACCACACAAGGACAGUGGCAAGCCGGCACUACUGACACCCAGAGUACUGUCUAAAUCUCAAGUGCCUACAGAAAAGCCACCUGUACCUGUACCCAAAACCGAGAAGCCUUCACCUCCACAUUUAGGUUCUGUUUCUGCCAGGAGAUCACCCCCAGAUGGGCAGAGCUUCCGAGGUGCUUCAUGUGAGAAACCAGUCGUGGGUUCAAAACCAGGCGUGUCUGGCACAGAUUCAGAUGAGGAGUAUGAAAAAGUUGAGCUGCCUACUUCAAUAUUUGUCAAUACAACUGAAUCCCUUGAAGUUGAAAGAAUGUUCAAAGCUGAAAGUCUGACAGGGCAUCCAAAAAAUGGACUAUUCUGCAUUAGGAACUCAUCAACGAAAACUGGAAAGGUGCUAGUUGUGUGGGAUGAAUCCACCGAGAAAGUGAGAAACUACAGAAUAUUUCAACAGCAGGACUCAAAGUUCUACCUGGAGUCAGAUGUGCAAUUCCCAAACCUUGGAAGUCUGAUCGAACACUACUGCUGCCACGUCUUGCCAGGCCACAACAUUCUGACACUUCAGUUUCCUUAUGGCUGUUCUGGGCCAAGGUGACACACCUUCAUCAUCCACCACGUAACAUCCAUACACAGGGGAACACGGGCUCUAAAGAGGAAUGUUUUUCUGCCCCCUAAACUGACCAUGGAUUCCAAUAGUGGACUUUGUUUUUCUGUUCUCCCAGUUGACGCCUGGGUCCAUUUCUGAUGGUUGUCCUCCUACACACUGUAUAGUUUUAUUGAAAAAAUUACCUGGUACCGUUUUUCAGAUUGGACUGGUGGAUAUCAUGUAAUUAUUAGAUCACGUUGUCAGAAGAGGAUGAUACGUUUUAGUGCAAUGGAAUCUUUGCAGACUUGGCUCUUCAGCAGAACUGAGGCUGAACGACAGAGGAAAUUUUCCAAAAGCAAGGUGCUAGAAAUGUUUUGCUGGCUUGUUUGAGUCAACAGUCGCUCUUGACAAGCUAUUGAAACCAUUUAUAAUGCUUUUAUUAUAAAUAUAUGCAACAUUUCAAAGAAGAAACAGAUUGAAAAAAGAAAAAAACCCCACUAAAUCUCAUUGUAAUGUUACUGACACUUAUUAGUGUUGGAUGUGCCCUGAUUUUCUCAGCCAGUCUUCCAGAGAUGGAUACUUUUGCUGUUCCCACUUUUUACUACCAAAAUGUGUGCUGCAGUUCAACACAUUUCCAAUGCAAUUCUGAUAUUCCCUUUAUACUGCCUUUCUAAGAUCAGCUAACAGAAAUGUCCUUGCUUCAAAGGGAGGGUGGUGUCCAAUCACAUUAUGCAUGAUUUGGUUUCUUGAUCUCCAGUGCCCUUUCCAACAUCACCAAAUAUGUUUGAAGUCAGCUUGAACAGCAUUACAUCUCCAGCACUGUGCACAAGUUAAGUGUUUAUAAUGAUGCUCCAAAUAGCAAGAAUCCCUGAUAGCUUCUUUACAGAGCAUGAAGUCAAGGCAUUGGGUCUUGUGUACAUUUGGUAAUUUCCUAAAAUUUAAAAUAAUCUUUGAAAUCAUUCCAGCCCUGCAUCUUAUGUGUAGGCUGCAUUCAGGCAUAAAAUUUAAAAGUGGUUCAGUAAAAAUGUGCAUGAACUAGUUUGUUGCUUGGUUCUCUCCCUCCCUUCUUGCGUGGAGCACAAUGAAAGAAUCCGAGUUAGAAACUAAAAUCCAGCUGCCCAUUAUGUAUUAAUAUAGUCAUGCAGGUUAAUCUGAGUUAGUUUGUCCUCCACUAGCUGCUGUUCUAAGAUAGAUAAAAAUUGGGUUUAACUACAGCUAAAUUUGCCAACUGAAUGCAGCCGUAAUAUAUUUCCACACCAUGGACCAAACAUGGAGGCCGUUUGUAAUUUUUUGAUGUUUGGAAAAUAUUUGGACCUCCAGAGCAUUUUCAUGUUGGUGUGAAGGCAAGCGCUCUCGUUUUUUAUCUCCAGCAAAUGCAUGCUUAUGUAAGUGACAGCCCCCCGCCCCCCCCCCCCCCCGGUUCAGUUUCCUUUUGCUUAAUGAACUACAGAACACCCACAAGCAUCCUGAAAAUGCAGGUGACCAAAGUACUACUAAUGUUGAGUGUGUUAAGCUGUUUAUUUACACAGAGCCUGUAUCUACUGGCUGUCAUCCUAAAUCCUCUGUAGCUGAUCUUCACACUUUUUUUUGCUGACAUUGCAUAUGAAAAAGUUGUUUCAGUUCUGAGGACUGCAUUAGAUCCCAGCGAUUAUUUCCACUAAUGGGAAAUGGGGAUAUUUGCUAGUUCUCCCCUCCUGCCGCAGACCUCAUGCUUUGUCCCCCACCAGCAGCACUUAAGGGAAAUAAUUGCACUGAAGAUGAGGAGAGGAAAACAAGGAUGUUCCAUUCUGCUAAUGAAUUCUGGAUAUUAUUGUUGGGAUCCAAUGGAGUAUCUGGACAUCUGGGGACUUUAAGGAGGGAUUGGGAUCUCCCGGAAAGCAGCUGACAUGAGGAUUAUACAAAUAGAUCAUGAAAACCCUACGCAUUGACUUCCCCUUUCCCAAACCUGAUCUGUGAAACAGAUAACACCAUAGAAGUCAACACUGACAUUCUAUUGUUUUCAUAAGGAAUCCUCUUCUAAUUAAAUUUUUUUGCUGAUGGCUGGCAAAGGGAAGCCAAUGGGUCCAAUGGAUUCAAGAUAUUCUUAUCUAAAUGUUACUUGCUAGAAAUCAUCCAGUAUAAUGGGAAACUUUCUCAGACUACACGGAAUUGAGUUAAACAUUCUUGAACUGUAACUUUGUAAAACUUUGCCAACUUCAUUUUAUAUUAAGAGGUUUUAAAAUUCAGGACUUGCACUAAAAUUUCUGUUGUAUUUCAUGUAUUUUAUCUGGCCCAAGAUCCAAAUAAUCAGUUCAUUAAAAUCUCUUGUACUAUAUAUUUAUUAGAUUCCUGUUCCUCAGGAGGCGCCUGGGUCAUGAGGGUAGACAUUUGGUUUUGCACAACUCCCAUCAAAGCUUUUCAGAGCACACUGCAGCCUUAAUCAGAAUUUGCCUACUUGAAAGGCCUAAAUCUGUUAGUUUUAUAACCAAAUCUGUGAAUCUAACCAAAGAAAUGGCUUGGGAGUGGAGCAGAGGAAUGCAGAGUCCUAACUGGACUUCACUUCUGUACAGCGCAGCUCUGAAUCAAAGACAGGGAUGGUGGCACACAUGCAACACAUAUUUCUGAAUUGUUUAUACAUGCACACAAACUUUAAUCAUAUUUGACUGCAUUCUAUCCAGAGACAUAGCACUGCAUGCGAUCACUGCAUGCGAACAUAGCACUGCAUGCGAUCUGUAUUUAAAAUGCUGAGCAAAUCAAUUUUGUAUUUUUUUUAAAGAACUGUGUAUUUGAAAUGCACGACACAACUGAGCAAAGCUACUGGAACAUUGUAUACAAUGUAUAUGACACUGCAAAUGUAGACUACUAUUUUUCUGUGAAAUUCUUUGAACAUCUAUUCUUUUGAUAGAGAAACACAUUUAUGGGCAAUUUCUACAAAUAAACGUA